CGGCCCCUCGUUCAAACAAUGUCCUCCAGCCCGGGCAGCCCAGAGAGCCUCUGAUCGCAGCACAGCCUUGGACUUAUUUCAAGGGACAUUAACUCCAAAACCUCUCCACAAGGCCGUGGCCCUGAGUGUAUGACCCAGGAAAAGCUAGGGAUGAGCACCUCCCUGAGCUACAAGUCGUUCUCCAAAGAGCAGCAAACUAUGGAUAACCUGGAGAAGCAGCUGAUCUGCCCCAUCUGUUUGGAGAUGUUCACCAAGCCAGUGGUCAUCCUGCCCUGCCAGCACAACCUCUGUCGGAAGUGUGCCAGUGACAUCUUCCAGGCCUCCAACCCCUACCUGCCGACCAGGGGAGGUACCACUGUGGCGUCGGGAGGCCGCUUCCGCUGUCCCUCCUGCAGGCACGAGGUGGUCCUGGACCGACACGGUGUCUACGGGCUCCAGAGGAACCUGCUAGUGGAGAACAUCAUCGACAUCUACAAGCAGGAGUCCACAAGACCUGACAGGAAGUGUGACCAGCCAAUGUGCGAAGAGCACGAAGAUGAGAGAAUUAAUAUUUAUUGUUUGAACUGUGAAAUGCCCACCUGCUCCUUGUGCAAAAUCUUUGGUGCCCACAAAGACUGUCAGGUUGCUCCUCUCACAAAUGUUUACCAGCAACAGAAGUCUGAGCUGAGUGAUGGCAUUGCAGUCCUGGUGGGGAGCAAUGACAGAAUGCAAGGGAUUGUCACGCAGCUGGAGGAGACCUGCAAGACAGUUGAGGAGUGCUGCAGACGACAGAAAGAACAGUUGUGUGAAAAAUUUGAUUAUCUCUAUUCUGUACUGGAAGAAAGAAAGAAUGAGAUGACACAAAUAAUCACUAGAACCCAAGAGGAGAAACUGGAACACGUCCGGUCCCUGAUGAAGAAGUAUGCGGAUCACUUGGAAGCUGUGUCAAAACUGGUUGAAUCAGGAAUCCAGUUCAUGGAAGAACCAGAAAUGGCCGUGUUUUUGCAGAAUGCCAAAACAUUGCUGCAAAAAAUUACUGAAGCCUCUAAAGGAUUUCAAAUGGAAAAAAUAGAGGAUGGGUAUGAAAGUAUGAACCAAUUCACAGUGAACCUCAGUAGAGAAGAAAAAAUAAUACGAGAAAUUGAUUUUGACAGAGAGGAGGAGGGAGAAGAAGAGGAGGAAACAGAGGAUGGAGAAGGCUUGGGUGAAGUCCAGACAGAGUCAUCAGGAGAGGAUGAAGAGGAGGAAGAGGUGGAAGAGGAAGGGGUGGAGAGAACACCACAGCCACCUCAGCAGGACCCUGAAGCACAGAGUGCAGGGGGAGAGCCCCUAACUGAACCCACCCCAGCGGCAGUGCUGGCUGCCCCAGCUGGUCAGGAUGUUGUUGUGACACCAAGUGGUUCUCAACAGACUCCCGAGUCUGACACUCAAGUGCCGGCCACAGCAGAGACCACCGACCCCUUGUUUUACCCUAGCUGGUAUAAGUCCCAGUCACGGCAACCAAGCAGUCCAAGCUCAACCCUGGUGAGUGGGCUGGGGAAAGUAGGGACUCCUGUUUCUCUGGAAACAAGUGCAAAGAAGGCAGAAGCCCCGACAGCAGCAACAAUCGAGGAGAGUGCACCAGGGAGUGGUAAGGAAAGUAACGCCACUGCAGCGGUGUCCAAGGAGUUAGCAUUCUGCAUAACACUUUUGGCAUUUCUUAUCAUACUACAUCGUCUUUGGAAUCUGAUUCAAUACAUUUGUACUUUCAUGGACUGGUUCUGAACCAUGCCCUCAAGGACGAGUGGAGGAAGCUCCCGUGAGCAGUGAGAGGGGUGACGAGCCGGCUCGUCAUGUCUUCUCCUUCUCCUGGUUGAACUCACUGAAUGAAUGAUGACUCACUCAGGCUGGCUUCUGGUGUGCUUCUCCUGGGAAGGACCAUGAGCGCAGGCAGCCUGGCUGCAGUCAGCAAAGAAACUGGCCUGGGAAGAGACAUCCGAGCAGGUUUCCUUCCUAGGGCACUCAGCUGACCUCCACAUCACGCCCUUGAAUUGACAGACCUGAGAGGGAGGGGAGCGUGGGGACAGAUUACUUAUAUGUAUUGUAGUCAGAGUGUUUUCCAAUGAUUUCUUGCUUCCGAGGGGGAAGAAGCAUCACUACAGCUUUAGGCUGAGCACUGCUAGUUUUGUAACUCACUUGAUGGCACGUCCCCAUGUAGGUGUAAACACUUCACCAAUGUUCUUAGCUAAAAUGCUGGUAUGAUAUUCUCUAGUAGCAUCCUUUGCCAAAACAGUGUUUCUCCUCACUAUCCUCCUGCGUCCCCGCUUGUCAGUGCUGGUGACUUCAGUGACACCAUCAUUGUCCUUGGCAGCCCCAAGUCAGGGUUGUGUCUAGCAGUACUGGUGCCUCCCAGGCUGCGGAGGCUGAACACUGGAGGGAAGAAGGAAGCUGCCAUUUCUUCCUUUGCACUUGCUCUUCCUACUAAACCACAACAGAUGACGCUCACAAAAACACAUUAUUUGUAAGGAAGAUUCCCAGUGGCAGGAGCGAGGAAGAUGUACAUAUCAAAAGCACUUGCCAAGACCCCACACAGCUCUGAGUAUGUAGGGCAGCUGCUGAAGUGCUGCCCAGUCUGUCCAGCUGUAACCUGUGUCCGUGCCUUCUCAGCCAUCGGUGUGCAUACCAAAGGGAACAUGUUCUUACAUGAAACCAGAGUGUAAUAAGGUGGUCACAGGUAUUUAUCACUCAAGGUUUAUUUCAAAGCCCCUGUGCUGUGCUGCAGAAAAGGCAGAUGCUGACUGUCCUGUUCUGUGUGCACUACAGAUGUUGAGCCAUCACGUGAAACCAAAUUCAUGUCUUAAAAGAGGCUCUACAAGUUGUACUGAAGGCAGCACUCUGUGAUUUUUGUCACUGGGAGAAAGAUGUCAACACUCAGUAGUGUUUAAGAGAUUGGCAGGCUGCCGGGAGCCCUUGGUGCCAUAGGGGACCAGGUGUCAAGCUCUGCACUAGGGUUACGUGUGGAUCUUUCCCAAAUCCCCGAGCCAGGCCCUCAGUGCGCUGUUUUGGCAGGGGCCUGUGUGGGGCCGUGAGGCUGCGCUGUGCCCCAGCAGGACUGGCGACCUGGAGGUGUAGACUGGUUAGCAGGCUGUGUGCGGUCAGCCCCUGCCCUGGACAUCCCUUGCUCCCAGCCCGGGUGACACCAACCCUCGCUGGCAUCUGUUUUCCCUGGAGAACGUUCUCUGGAAAUGUCUCCUGCGAGAGUUUUGAAGGGCUGCGCAGGCGAGCUCCGCGCGAAGCUUAGGAACUCGCUCAGCCCGGAACGAGCGCCGCCCAGCACCGCCACCGCAUCGCCCCCGGCUGCUGGAGAAGCUUUUCUUUCCCUGGGAUUUGUUUCGGAGUGAGGGAUUUACUGUUUUCUCCCUGUCGUCCUGGAAAUUUCCCUCAGCUCCUCCCGGGAAGUUUCCCCACACCCGCUGCCGCCUCCCAAGCGGCCCCUGGGACGGGUCUCGCUUGGGCACCGCCGUCGGGACGGGGGAAGGCGAAACAGGGAGGAACCCGCCCUUUUGGGGUGCGGGGAGGAUGCGAAAACUCAGAAGAGAUGCGGGAGCGCCUCAUCGCUUUCCCAUCGUCGCUGCUCCCCGGCGGGAGGAGGCCACGGCGGCAGGAGCCAGGCAGCCCCCUCGCGGGGCUGCAGAGGUGGGAUUCGGCAGCUCCGGGGGGCAGCGAUUUGCCCUCGACGCCCCGUUCCCGGGAGCAGCCCCCGUCCGGGGCCGGCGGCGUCGGGGGCGCGCCCGUGGGAGAGCCCGCGGAGACGGGGGAGACAUCCCCGGGGGAGAUACAGGGCUCCCCGCGGCUCCGGGUGCCCACGGCCGCGGGUGCCCCCCGCCCCGGUAAGCGCGGAGGGAGGCGGAGCGGCCCUCAGGCGUCUAAGGCAAGAAAGUCUAUCAAGUCAUCUUUACUUUGCAGCUUUUAU
Hirundo rustica (Barn swallow) is the source of this 3931-nucleotide messenger RNA. It is a transcript of the gene TRIM55, whose product is annotated as tripartite motif containing 55. NCBI's taxonomy places the organism in Eukaryota, Metazoa, Chordata, Aves, Passeriformes, Hirundinidae. Gene Ontology annotation, molecular function: zinc ion binding. The record is from RefSeq and is a predicted model, not a curated record. The transcript has 11 exons. The coding region runs from base 130 to 1743 and encodes 537 amino acids.